AUGAUACAUAUGCUAAAUGUAGCAGCUGAUCGAGUGAAAUGGACCCGAUCGAGUGCUGCUAAAAGGGCUGCUUGCCUGGUGGCUGCGGCAUAUACUCUGAAAACACUCUAUCCCAUCAUUGGCAAUCGUUUAAAGCAAUCUGGCCACAGGAAGAAAAAAGAAGCUUAUCCGGCUGGAGAGAACAGAGAAAUACUGCAUUGCACCGAGAUUACUUGUAAAAACCCUUCGCCUGGAGUGAAUGCAGAUUUUUUCAAACAGCUACUAGAACUUCGGAAAAUUCUCUUUCCAAAACUUGUGACCACUGAAACAGGGUGGCUCUGCCUCCACUCAGUUGCUCUAGUCUCAAGAACUUUUCUGUCUAUCUAUGUGGCUGGUCUGGAUGGAAAAAUAGUAAAAAGCAUUGUGGAGAAGAAGCCUCGGACUUUCAUCAUCAAAUUAAUCAAGUGGCUUAUGAUUGCCAUCCCUGCCACCUUUGUCAACAGUGCAAUAAGGUACCUGGAGUGCAAAUUGGCUUUGGCCUUCAGAACUCGCCUAGUAGACCAUGCCUACGAAACCUAUUUUACAAAUCAGACUUAUUAUAAGGUGAUCAAUAUGGAUGGGAGGCUGGCAAACCCUGACCAAUCUCUCACUGAGGAUAUUAUGAUGUUCUCCCAAUCUGUGGCUCACUUGUAUUCCAAUCUGACCAAACCUAUUUUAGAUGUAAUCCUGACCUCCUAUACGCUCAUCCAAACUGCUACAUCCAGAGGUGCGAGCCCAGUUGGGCCAACCCUAUUAGCAGGACUUGUGGUAUAUGCCACUGCUAAAGUGUUGAAAGCCUGCUCUCCCAAAUUUGGUAAAUUGGUGGCUGAAGAAGCUCACAGAAAAGGUUAUUUGCGGUAUGUGCACUCCAGAAUUAUAGCCAAUGUUGAAGAAAUUGCCUUUUACAGAGGACAUAAGGUAGAAAUGAAACAACUGCAGAAAAGUUACAAAGCUUUAGCAGAUCAGAUGAACCUCAUUUUAUCCAAACGUUUGUGGUACAUCAUGAUAGAGCAGUUCUUGAUGAAGUAUGUUUGGAGCAGCAGUGGACUAAUUAUGGUGGCUGUACCUAUUAUCACUGCAACUGGCUUUGCAGAUGGUGAAGAUGGUCAAAAACAAGCUAUGGUUAGUGAACGGACAGAAGCCUUUACCACUGCUCGGAAUUUAUUAGCAUCUGGAGCUGAUGCUAUUGAAAGGAUUAUGUCUUCAUACAAAGAGAUCACAGAAUUAGCAGGCUAUACUGCUCGAGUGUACAAUAUGUUUUGGGUCUUCAAUGAAGUGAAAAGAGACAUUUAUAAAAGAACACCUGUCAUGCAAGAGUCUGAAAACUGUAACAAGAAUGGAGCUAAUAUAGAAUUACCCCUCAGUAACACAUUGGAAAUCAAAGGAAAAGUUAUUGAUGUGGAUCAUGGAAUUAUCUGUGAAAAUGUUCCCAUAAUCACACCAACAGGAGAAGUGGUGGCUUCCAGGCUAAACUUCAAAGUACAAGAAGGAAUGCAUCUUCUGAUAACUGGUCCCAAUGGCUGUGGGAAAAGUUCUCUCUUCAGAAUUUUAAGUGGGCUUUGGCCUGUGUAUGAAGGAGUCCUCUAUAAACCACCUCCCCAACAUAUGUUCUAUAUUCCACAAAGGCCAUACAUGUCUCUCGGAAGCCUUCGAGAUCAGGUCAUUUAUCCUGAUUCAGUGGAUGACAUGCAUGAUAAAGGCCAUACAGACCAUGAUCUGGAAUGCAUCCUACACAAUGUCCACCUUUAUCACAUAGUUCAAAGAGAAGGAGGAUGGGAUGCUGUUAUGGACUGGAAAGAUGUCCUGUCGGGAGGGGAAAAGCAAAGAAUGGGCAUGGCUCGCAUGUUUUAUCACAGACCAAAAUAUGCAUUGCUAGAUGAAUGUACCAGUGCUGUCAGUAUUGAUGUUGAAGGAAAAAUAUUUCAGGCUGCGAAAGGGGCUGGAAUUUCCUUACUGUCUAUAACACACAGGCCUUCUCUUUGGAAAUACCACACUCAUUUAUUACAGUUUGAUGGUGAAGGAGGCUGGCGCUUUGAACAGUUGGAUACCGCAAUCCGUUUAACACUGAGUGAGGAAAAACAAAAGCUAGAAUCUCAGCUAGCUGGAAUUCCCAAAAUGCAGCAGAGACUCAAUGAACUAUGUAAAAUUUUGGGUGAAGAUUCAGUACUGAAAACAAUCAAAGAUGAAGAUUAA
Messenger RNA from Pteropus alecto (black flying fox), 2211 nucleotides. RefSeq names its product ATP binding cassette subfamily D member 2 (gene ABCD2). Gene Ontology annotation, cellular component: peroxisomal membrane. Gene Ontology annotation, biological process: fatty acid beta-oxidation; very long-chain fatty acid catabolic process; peroxisome organization. Lineage: Eukaryota; Metazoa; Chordata; Mammalia; Chiroptera; Pteropodidae. Gene Ontology annotation, molecular function: ATP binding; long-chain fatty acid transmembrane transporter activity; ABC-type transporter activity. The record is from RefSeq and is a predicted model, not a curated record. The transcript has 10 exons. Bases 1 to 2211 code for a protein of 736 amino acids.